ACCCGGCGUGGCGCGGAUGAUGUCGAGGGGGCAUUUCCGGAUUUCGAUUACGCUCCGUGCGUAUCGCCAGGCCGGGGCUUCUACCCCGCCCACCUUUCGCUUACCCGGGAGCGACGCAUCCGAUCGGCGUUAACUCUUCUACGGCUUCUCUCUAGCGCCCGUGCGGGGGGAGCGCUCCUGCGCGGGAGCAGCGGAGCGCGUCCGACGGUCGAGCGGCAGGCCCUGAGGCGGGAUUGGGCGGUGGGGCUUCGCCGCUGCCGCGCCAUGUCGGUGGUUUUCGUCCCCGAGCGACUCCGGGGCAAAGCCGAGGUGAACCAAGAGACGCUGCGACGGCUGCUAGAAGAAAAUGAUCAGCUGAUUCGCUGUAUUGUGGAGUAUCAGAAUAAAGGAAGAGCUGCAGAAUGUGUGCAGCACCAGCACACAUUGCACAGAAAUCUUAUUUAUUUGGCUACUAUUGCUGAUGCAUCUCCUUCCCCAAAUGUAGAGAAGAUGGUCACAGAGUAACACCGUUUCCAGCACAUCUGUAUUUGGAGAGAAUGAGCCAGCUGAAGAAGAGACAGCAGUCAACUGCAGUUUAAGAAUCUCUGGCUGAAAACUGCAGAACUGUGCUUCUUUAAAAGAGGACAUGCCUUUGCAUGAUCAGUAAAUACUGUUUUAUUUAUCUUCUCUCUUUGUGCAAAAAGAAAAAUGGCAUUGAAUUCAGUUACAGUAACAUCUCAUUAUGGUAGGUCUAGGAGGACGUUUUUUCACAAGCAGGUGUUUUUUUAUUGUAUUUCUUCACUUUCUCCUAUGCUAAGCUUUGGUUGUAGAAUAUAAUUUAUAAUAAAACUAGAAUUAUCUUCAGUCCUUAGGGAUUUGGCAAUCUAAAAAUGUAAGUUUUCAAGUGAAACUGAAGUUGCUGCAAACAAUAUAUUAAUAGACUGCUUUACAAAUAGCUAUUUUGCAUGGCUUUUGUGUUCUCCUUUUUAGAUCCAUUAGCAGUCCUGAAGUGUUCCAUAUCAACAAAGAAUCUAAUAUUCUUUUUAACCCCCAUCCCAUAAAAUCUGAAGUUUCUUGCUAGGGAAAUUGUUUUUCUACCCAGAGAAACAAUCAUUCUUUUCAGCUGUUAGAUGUCUAGAAGGAAGAGUAUAGCAGCCCUCCUAAUCUCUCAAUUUCAGAUUAAGCCAACGUUUGUAAAUUCCAGUGGGCUGUCCUGAGGGAUCUGCCUACCUUCAGAAGACCUUGUCCUUACCAAGAAUCGCACGUACAUACCACACCAGAAACCGAGCUGAGGAUCAUAGAUACUCUAGCAUAUGCAAGCAGAAUACAACCUAUUACACAAAAUAUAUUUGAGUCCUGGAAAAGCAAAAGACAUGAGAAAUAAACUCUCUGCCUUAACUGCAUUAAGGUAUAAGUUGAAGUAAAGAGGAACUUCGACAAGCUUUUCAGAUUCAUGCAUUAAAGUACAUUCCACGACUCCUAGCAAUUCCUGUUUUCUGACCUUGCCCAAAGGGCUGACAGUUACUGUGGCUGAUGAGGGUUGAAGAGAUUCAAGUUAUUUCAUAUGGUGAACUACUUUUUCUGGGUGCAGAAAUUACUAAUUUCUAGAUACUGAUGAAUUAUAGAAAAGUCUCACAAUUAUAUCUGAUAGAGAAAAUUUAUCUAGAAAAUUCUCUAGGACAGGCCCAAUAUAUCACUUCAAAGAAUUUGAGUGAAGUAGAGUAGGGAAUAGCACUAUCAAGUUAAAGUGGUGGGAUGAAGUAACAUAUCAACAUUCUAAAAUCUGGCUGUUCGUUUCAGUGUAUGAACUCUGAAUGAAAGCUCAGCCAAGGUAAAAACAGGCAUUCAAAGACUUGUGAGGAAGGAAAUCUAAAAGAUGACUAUUGUUUACUGCUUUAUAUGGCACAGAAGUUGGGGCAGCUCUCUUAAAUAAUGCAGGUGCCUGAGCAAAAGGUGCCAAACACCCAUGUAAUAAAUAUAGUUCUGUGUCAUGUGGAACAAUUAAGCUGUUACCAAAUCUACAAAAUGACAUCAAGCUGUGACCUAGAUAGUAAGGUUUCAGACUACUCACGUAAAGAAUUUCACAUUAUCUGUUAGUUUUGGUCUAAGGUGUUCUGUUUCCUGUGGCAAAGACCAAUUACUCAAAAGGAGCAGAAGCGAUAGAGAGAAUGAGAUUAUGAAUGAAUGAAUGAAUGAAUGAAUGAAUGAAUGAAUGAAUGAAAUUCAGAGGCUUGCACUAUCUGUUUAAAGUAUCUGCAUUUGCUCAGAAAUCCAAGUGAACACGACAAUGCUGUGGAGAAAAUCAGAGUUAAAAUAAAUAGAAUAAAUGAAAGCAA
This is a messenger RNA of Python bivittatus (Burmese python), 2315 nucleotides long. It is a transcript of the gene SS18L2, whose product is annotated as SS18 like 2. NCBI's taxonomy places the organism in Eukaryota, Metazoa, Chordata, Lepidosauria, Squamata, Pythonidae. The record is from RefSeq and is a predicted model, not a curated record.